Messenger RNA from Hirsutella rhossiliensis, 873 nucleotides. RefSeq names its product enoyl-CoA hydratase/isomerase domain-containing protein. Gene Ontology annotation, molecular function: enoyl-CoA hydratase activity. The coding region runs from base 1 to 873 and encodes 290 amino acids. NCBI's taxonomy places the organism in Eukaryota, Fungi, Ascomycota, Sordariomycetes, Hypocreales, Ophiocordycipitaceae. The record is from RefSeq and is a predicted model, not a curated record. The transcript has a single exon. Gene Ontology annotation, cellular component: mitochondrion. Gene Ontology annotation, biological process: fatty acid beta-oxidation.
AUGGCCCAUCACGCCUUCAAGCAGCAGCCCCCGACGCAGACGUACGGCGCCGUCUCCUUCCCAGCGCCGCACAUCGUGCUCGUCGUCUUCAAUCGGCCCGCAAAGCUCAACGCCAUGACCAGCGCGGCGCAGUACGAGCUCGAGUCCUUCUUUGCCUGGUUUGACGGCGAGCCGUCUCUCCGUUGCGCCGUCGUCACCGGCGCCGGUCGAGCGUUUUGCGCCGGCAUGGACCUCGACGAAUGGAAUCAGCUCAACGCCCAUCGGGCCGCCGGCCGCCUCCUUCAGCGCCCCAUGAACCCACCGUCCGGCUUCGGCGCCCUGUCCCGUCGCCACGGCAAGAAACCAGUCAUCGCUGCUGUCAACGGGCUGGCCUAUGGCGGCGGGCUGGAGAUGCUGGCCAAUCUGGAUCUCGUCGUCGCCGCCCAGAGCGCGAGCUUCGCCCUUCCCGAGGUCAAGCGUGGAGUCGUCGCCAACGCGGGCUCCCUGCCGAGGCUGGCCAGGACGAUCGGGCGGCCCCGGGCCAUGGAGCUGGCUCUCACGGGGAGAACCAUUACAGCGGCAGAGGCCAGGGAAUGGGGGCUGAUCAACGCCGUCACCGAGGACGCCGCCGCGCAAGACUGUCCCGUGCUCGAGCGCCCCGUUGUCAGAGCGGCCAUGGAAUAUGCCGCGGCCAUUGCCGGCAACAGCCCAGACAGCGUCGUCAUAAGCCGCGCGAGCAUCAUUGCCGGGUGGGAGCACGGCAGCGCGGAGAACGCGACUCGCCUGCUGAGCGAGACGUGGGACGUGAGGUUGAACGGCUGCAGCAACCUCCACGAGGGUGUCAGGGCUUUUGUGGAGAAGAGGGCUCCUCGGUGGGUAGAUAGUAAGUUGUGA